Molecule: messenger RNA, 330 nt
Organism: Coniosporium apollinis CBS 100218
Lineage: Eukaryota; Fungi; Ascomycota; Dothideomycetes
Product: 60S ribosomal protein L33-B
Exons: 8
Coding region: 1-330 (109 amino acids)
Biological process (GO): cytoplasmic translation; ribosomal large subunit biogenesis
Cellular component (GO): ribosome; cytosolic large ribosomal subunit
Molecular function (GO): structural constituent of ribosome
Source: RefSeq, a predicted model, not a curated record
AUGCCGUCAGAAGCUGGUCACAGGCUGUACGUGAAGGGGAAGCACCUCAGCUAUCAGCGCGGCAAGCGGACAACAAACCCCAACACUUCUCUCCUGAAGAUCGAGGGCGUCGACACAACCGAAGCCGCCAGGUUCUACGAGGGCAAGAAGGUUGCGUUCGUGUACAGGGCUUCAACGGAGCGCAGGGGCACCAAGAUCCGAGUGAUCUGGGGCAAAGUCACGAGGCCGCAUGGCAACAGCGGAGUCGUCCGCGCGCAGUUCCGAUCUAACCUACCACCCAAGACCUUCGGCGCUUCAGUCCGGAUCAUGCUCUACCCAUCGUCGAUAUGA